Molecule: messenger RNA, 2211 nt
Organism: Meriones unguiculatus (Mongolian gerbil)
Lineage: Eukaryota; Metazoa; Chordata; Mammalia; Rodentia; Muridae
Exons: 1
Coding region: 1411-1680 (89 amino acids)
Source: RefSeq, a predicted model, not a curated record
ACUCCCACCAGCAAGGGAGGUGUGUUCCCCUUUCUCUCCAUCUUCUCCAGCAUAUGUUGUCACUUGAGUUUUUGAUCUUAGCCAUUCUCAUGGGUGUAAGGUGAAAUUUCAGGGUCGUUUUGAUUUGCAUUUCCAUGAUGACUAAGCAAGGGGCUUUUAAAGGCAAAACUACAUCCUCUUUUCUUGCUUGGCAGCUUCAGGGGUAGGUUUUGCAAAAGCAGGCAGUUUACAGAGGCCAAGAUAAAUUAGCUGGGACAUCUUGACCUUGGUGUUCUAAAAUAGGGUUGAGUAAUUCUCCACAGGACGUUCCAUCAAAGAGAUAAAAUUCUACUUAAACCUAAAAUGACCUCAGCAAGAAUACAAGACAGAGGCACCUGUGCACUCCCUUCCCCUCAGGGGUUUUCUCACACCUGCUUCUGCACCUCUAAAUCAGGGCAGAGUUGUUCUUUUAGGGCUCAAAUGAUGAGACCGAGUCACCUAGAUAAAGCAUGAAGAUCUCUGCGCUGUAAGGUCUGUAAUACAGUACUAAUGCUUGGAUAUAUGCCUAGGAGUGGUGUAGCCCUUUGGCCUUGUAAGGAACUAAGUCACAGCUUCCAAGUGUAUGGCCAUUUGUGAUAUGCCACCGUGUUCAUUAUGCUUGGGAAUGAACACACUGUAGUCCAGGCUGGCCUCAGCUGUCCCAGCCCUUGAGUGCCUGGAUCCUAGGCAUGCCCGUGAUGCUCUGUUUCUGUCUGCCCUAUUUUUCAUGUCAAGCUAUAGCCAUUUAAUCACUGUUGCUUUCCCGUAUAAAAUGAACUCACGGAAUGGUAACCAGCCUGUUCAAAGAAUACAGUAGAAUUUAUUGUGUAGAAAUGUAAUCAUUUACUUCCCACUGACACUGUUAACACAUACAUGGCUAUCUGAACUGGUCAGGAGAAGAGGCAAAAUCCGCUUCGUGUAGAGCUGCCCUUCAUUAUCUUGGGAUUGGCAGCAGCACGCUCGACAGAGACCAAGUCAGCGAUGCUCAAAUCCCGGAAAGAAAAUGCCCUAGUAUUCCCACCCAGUGUGCUCUCACCUCACAUACUCGGAGCCGUCCGUGAGCCGCGAUGUCACAUACAUGCUGUGGAGCCAGGGUAACGAGAAGUCUGUGUCCAGCACAUCCGCACAGCUCAGGUUUCUAUUGCAACGUGGGGAGGAAAGGCUCCAUUUCCUCACACCUCAGCGUGGAAACUCAGGCAGGGCGUGCAGGAGUGUUUUCUUUUACUCCAGAGGAAGGAACUGAGUCGGUGUGGUGCACAGCACGGGGGAGUCCCAGCACGAGGGAGGCACAGGCGGACUGGCCGGGUGUGUACCGCGAGCUCCAGGACAGCCCGGGCUACACAGCGGAGAAACGGCCGUGCCCGCCUCCUGACCGCGUCCUCCGUUUCAGGUAUGUCCCGGAGUCAGCUCGACCAGGAGAAGGCGGCUCUGGAUUCCUUUGUCUGGGUGAAUGAGGUCACUGGAGAGGUCACCGUCCCCGCGGGGGAGGAGAGCAGGGCGGCGGAGAAGCGGCGGCGGCCGGAGGCUGCGGGCCCGGAGCCGGGGCAGCGCCCCCCGGGAGCGUGCCCGCCGCGCGCCGCGCCCGCCAGCCCGCCCCCGCCCUGGGCGCUGCCCUGCCGGCUGCGGAACGUCCUGACCCGAAACAACCGCUUUUCCUUCUGAGCGCGGCCUCCGGGCGGGAGCGCGCGCCUGCCCGCCAAUACACGUUUGUGAGGUUUUUCCAGACUGCCCGCGGCCUCCUUUACCUCCUCAGCCGCCCUCCACGGCGAGGGCGGGCGCCGCAGCGCGGGCCACUCGGGCAGGCGUGGGUGGCAUUCGCGGAGGGGCGCAGGGCGGCGGCCUCAGGCUCACGACACGCCUGCUGUCUUCCGCUCACGCUAGGACAGGCCCAACUCGGCUCCUUCAGAGGUGGUCACCUCGGGGUCUUUCACCAUUUGCACCGUGUAGACCAGCCCACAAGCCCCUGCCUCCCAAGUGUGAGGUUCCCAGUUAUUUUACAAGUGCUUUAAUUUAAUGUGCAUGGGUGUUUUGUUUUCAUACAUACAUACAUACAUACAUAUAUAUAUAUAUAUAUAUAUAUAUAUAUAUAUAUAUAUAUAUGCAUACGCACACACAAACGAACCACAUCUGUGCCUGGUACUCACCAAGGUAAGAAGACUGGAGUUAGAGCUCUAAGCAGCCACGCUGAAUGGA